This is a messenger RNA of Lactuca saligna, 1173 nucleotides long. NCBI's taxonomy places the organism in Eukaryota, Viridiplantae, Streptophyta, Magnoliopsida, Asterales, Asteraceae. The record is from the annotation of a GenBank genome assembly.
UUUCAUAUUGGAUGAAUCAAACGACUAUAUACUCAGCUUCUUUUUCCUAAACGAGAAUUUACCAACAAUGUAUCUUCGUCUUUUUACUUCCAACCAUACUCGGCGCUAAAUCACCCUGAUACGUAAUACUGCAAAACCCUAAAUUCUUACAUCUCUAUAGCAAUAUGAAAUUCAGGGUGCCAUGAUUUAAUAAAAAUGCAGCACAAUCAAGUCUAGCCUACAUUUUCUUCAUCAGCUUCUUCGAACCAUACUAACUUGCAAUGGAAGGAGGACCGAUGUGUAUGCGAGAGGCGAUUCAGCGUGAACUUGAGAAAGAGAUGAUACGGGGGAUGAUUAUAGCAGAGGAAGUUGAGCGUCUACACGUUUUGGAAGCAGAAGUGAGGAAUGAAUUGAUGAUUGGACGAGAGAUUAUGGCAAUGAAUAACCGAAAGGGAUUUUCAUCGUCGUUUAUGCCAACCACGUCUGGAGCUGGACAUAACCCACCACCAUUAUUACAUUCAACCGAGCUUAAUUCCUACAGUCAAAAGAAGAACAUAGAGUGGAAAUGUCCGAUCUGUAAGGUUAGUGCACCAUGUGAGAAUGGUUUCCUGCAACAUCUUGCAGGAAAAAAACACAUGGCCAAAAAGGCAACUAUCAAUUACUCAUCCAAAUGGAUAUGUCCAAUCUGUGAGGUUAGUACAACGUGUGAGAGUGGUUUACUAGAUCACCUUAGAGGAAAAAAACAUAAAGCCAAUAUGGAGUCUUUGAGAGGUGACAACAAUGGUAAAAGUAACAAGUCUGUUGAGACACAUGAGCCAUUUGUGAUUAAGAACUUUUUAGGAUAUGUUUCAAAUGAUUUGAAAGAAGAUACAAAGAAGAAGGAAAUGGAGUGGAGAUGUCGGAUCUGUGAGGUGAUUGCAACAAGUGAGAUUGAUUUACAGAAGCAUAUCGCGGGAAGGAAACAUAAGGCUAAGGUGGUAACUUUAGGAAAAGGAAAAAAGAUUUAAAAAAUACUUGUUAAGACUAUAAGUUUGAUUUGAGUUUUGGUUCUUUUUAUUGUUUGCAAACAAGCUUUUAAUUUGUUUUUCAUGGGCUAAUGUUGUAGACUUGAUAAAUGGAACUACUUUAAUAUUGUAAAAAUAUAUUGAAAGUCCGCAUAGUAUUACAAUUCUUGUUGAGUUCAAGAGUGGUGGG